AUGCCUCCUCGACCCUUGCGAUCUCGACUGAAGAAGAGGGCACAUUUGUUCCGGGCUUCAAUCCCUAGGCCCAGUGCACCAGCAGUCGACAGUGGUGGACAUAAUGCAUUAGGUAUACAGGCAGGAAACCAUGGAGAUCAGCCAUCAGAUACAAGUAUACAGUUUAACGCUAUGAUUAAUGGCGAUACUAGUGAUGACUAUGAUAAUGACUAUGACACAAUUGGCAGCAACAGCGAUUCCGAUAUCGACAUGCCCCUGCCCCAACCCCAAGAUCUCCAGGAAAUCACCGAGAAAGCAAUCCAGGAUCUUUCAGGCCACAUUCCUGUGGAUGAUCCUGCCACGACAGUUCCAUAUGCUGACACUGCCAGAAACGACGUCUUUGUGCUAGAGAUCCCUAUAGAGGACUUCCUUCCUGAUGACUUGAGGAUGCCCCCUCCCCCCGUUCCAGCCGCCGCUGAACACGCUUCCAUCCUCGGCGAAGAUGAUUCUGAGCUUGUCCAGCACAACCGAUCAUCACAGCCAUUCAGCCCAUACCUGGCGUUCAUGGCCAUGUGGGCCGAAAGUACAAUCUGUCCUGGCAGGCCUAUCAAGAUCUUAAUGAGGGAUUACCUCUCGGACAAGAUCUUAAUAUCAAAGCAGUAG
Molecule: messenger RNA, 642 nt
Organism: Pseudogymnoascus destructans
Lineage: Eukaryota; Fungi; Ascomycota; Leotiomycetes; Thelebolales; Thelebolaceae
Exons: 1
Coding region: 1-642 (213 amino acids)
Source: RefSeq, a predicted model, not a curated record